CGCCUAGAGCUGACUUCGGUGGUGAAAGCGGCAUGGACAUGUGAGAUUCCUGCUGGCACUUGAGGAUCCAGAGAUUCUCGUCGAAAACAUUCCGUUUUGCCCAUUAUAGGACUACUGUACCAUUAUUUCAACCCUGCAAAACUCGGGGCGAGUCCUCGGGUGCUCGGUUCUUCCUUCUUCCCGCAGUAUCCUACCCUUUCUCGAGGAUCAAUCUCAAUGUGCUCGAGCUUGACUACACCCGUCGGAGGAUGUGAGUAUGUAUCCGAAGGCAAUGGACUCGAGUGCGCACCAAAUCGAGGCACCGGUGCAGACAAAGUGCAGCACAGCCCUCGCCGUUCCGCGUAGCACCGGACGGGCCUCAAAUGCUCUCGAGCCGUGCGCGGGUUAGGACACGUUAUGGUUGACCGGCAGGGGACGAGGAGCGACCGGAUGCGAUAGGGGGCGGGCGGGUUCGAUCCAUGUCCCUGUUUUGUCGGAGCGCGAGAUCGCUUCCUCGAACGCCCGAGCGAUGACGCUCUUGGGAAUGGGUGAUAAAUGCGAGAGGAAAAUCGCACAGACGCUUACGACUUUGCAUGGAUGGCAACGCGUCGAGCAGGAGCAGGAGGAGGUCAUGGGAAGGGCUUGGAGGCUUGUGGGGAUUUCGGCUGGCGUUCUCAUUGGGGAAAAAGUGGGGCGGAGUAGAGUAGAGUGGGAAGGAAGUCGGAGAAGAGCGCUCGUUGUUGUUGUUGUUCAAGUGGGGCGGAGGACAAGAGUCGGAAAGGAGAGGAAGACGCCGGCAGGGACUUAAUAAGGGGCGAGAAAAAGCGUCAAUUAUGCAGCCGGGAGAUUGCUUGGUGGGGGCGAAUCAACGACACACGGUUGACAUCCUGGACGGGAUUCCAUAAUGGGAUGGGUCUGGGGAGCAUGCAACGGGAGAGGACCACCUCGUCCGGCUGCCAUGCCUCUUUCAUGAGACGGGGAGACUCUUGGUGCCGGGGCUGCUGCUCUUCUAUGAUUGCGAGAGUUCUGAGCCCUCCGGCCCUCGGCCACGGCCCUUAUUCUGCGCUUCAUUCUCAUUCAGCCAGCGCCAACAAACAGCCCUGCCCCAGGCCCCCCAGAGAGCGCUGCAUAGUGUAGAUGUGCCACGACCAAGCGCCUUGCUCAUCUGACUUCCAGCUCUUGAGGUGGGAGGGUGGUUGGUAGGUGAGAGAGUGGGCCACCCGGGGGCAUACAUUUUCUCCCUGUGUAGAUGGCCAUGAGCCAAAAACACCAACAUAUGCUUUUGCAGAUAUUAUGGUCGCCUCUGGAUGCUCCCCUCGCUUUCCAUUUCCUCCUUUCUGGACCUGGCCUCGUUCUUCCACAGUGAGUGGCCUCUCUCCAGUGCUCACUCUCACUCUCGCACUGUUGCUGAUUUCGUCUCGCCUCCAGGACACUUAUCUCGCCGGUCAUGGCAUUUCCCCAGCACCCUGCUCGCCACACCCCCACCUCACCCACCUCCUCCAGUCUCCUCUGCUUUUGUCUCAUCCUGUCGGAUAUUUUCCUUUUUAUUGUGUGCCAUUUUUGCUGCUUUCUUUUCGGCCAAUUCGCUUUUUCUUAGCAGGAUGUGGAGGAGGUGAUGCUGGUGCUGGCGAUCGGUUAGUUGCUUUUCUGGCUUGUUCUAGUAGUUCCCAAAAAUAGAGGGGCUUCGGCGAGAAAGGUAAAGUUAAAAGAAGCCCCGCUAGGGCCAAUGAGUAAAUGAAAGGUGUGCUUAGCUGUCUGGAAGUUCAUCGAAGCUCGGUCUUGUCCCUUUCCAUCAUCUGCGGACGGUCGUUCCGGCCGAGCGCCGGGAACCUGCGACGGGGAGCUUUCCCGGCGGCCGGAAGGCGACGAGUACGGAAGAUCUGAGGCAAAGGAUGACUCGUUCGAGCAGGACAGAAUCCGAGGCUCUGCGCCACGCCACGUCCACGCUGGCACGCCACUCAUUGACGGGACCGAAGAACCAUGUUCGGGGCUGCUCCAUGAUCCUUCCCCUUCCCCUGCCCGGGCGAGAGAACAUGGCGCAUGGCUAUGGCACUCCACUGCCCCUGCCCCUCCGUACGGACACGGUAGUUUCUGACCGACACCCGCAGAGGCCAAGAAGUUUUCCGUUGGUGGAUAAUGGGACAUUUCCGUUGCGGCGAAGCAGUUAUCGGCCGACGGAUCGGGCGGGCAGCGGAGGCGAAGUCGCAGCGUGGAGCUUUGUUUAUAGAAAGCCCCAGCAUUUGCCCCCCGGCGAAUCUGUCCAUUUCUAGAUAAAUCGCCUCAUUGCAGGUUCUGUGUCAGAGGGAUUGGCGGGGGGAGGCAGGCCAAGGUGGCAGAGCAAAUUUUCUCGUCGAUUGUUUGCGUAUGCGUUGUCCUGCUGCCUAUGCGAUAAGCCCCCGGCUCUUAUAUGGUUGUACCAUCGUGCGCCGCUCCGGUGGCAGAUGCAGCAGUAAAUUGAGGCCUCCAACAGUGACCCGUGGUUGCAGUAAAUGAAAGUUACUCUGUGCUCACUUGGUUUCAAUUCCUCACUGAGCGAGAGCGAGUCAGUGAGUCAGUCAUUGGCGGUGUCGGCGACGCUGUGUGUUCUCGCCAGCAGACGUUAAAGCCAGGCCCAGGGCCCGUUUGACCAUGGGGCUGCGUCCGAGCCGAGCUCCGGUGCCCGGUCCCGGGAGGCGAGAACAGGACCAGAGAGGAACAUCAUGCAGACAACCACCGCCUGCGAGUCCCGUUGGACGAUCCCCGGGGAUCUCAGCCCCUUCAUUCAUGAGCGACCGGUGGCGACCAUGUUUUGGCCACAAGCGUCGUACGGUACCUGUGGAGCGGGAAAGGCACAGCAGGCGGAGUCGCGAGGGUCGGAGGGACGUUGAAGGCAACUGAUACCUUCCGGUCGAGAAAGGCUAGGCUAGUCGUAGCCACCGGGAGCAGCGAUAGUGGAGUCAGUCGAGCCGGCCUGACAAGAAGCCGCAGGCGUAGACUGUUAGUCUACUCGCUCGCGAGCCACUGUCGCAGGCUCUAGAGCCCUAGCCGCUAGAGAAGAUCCACGGGAACAUAAAGAACUGGCGAAGCGUGAGAUUUGUUGCUUUUGCAUUAUUUCGCCCAGUCAGUUCCAGAGUCGCACUCACGCACCGGAUGAGGGAUCCAUCGAUGCACCCAUGAUCAUCCAUCGCUUCGCUCCCAGUGCGACUGCCUGAACUCGGGCCCUUGGGCUGCACUGCUGCAGCUGCUGCGUGGUGAUUGCAGGCGCUCGCUGGCAGCGGGGCAGGCCGAGCUGCGCGAAUCACAGCAUCGCAGCACAGACGGGCAAAUGUUUUGUCUGGGAGAGGCCGAGAAUCAUUAAGGAAACUCAUUGUUUUUCCUGCUGACCUCGCGUGGCCCGAGCGGCGAGCCUGGCCGAAGAACCAAGCGCUAUGAAGUGAGAGCAACAACCAGGUCCAAGAUAAGGAACGGAAAGUGAAGCGUGAGUUCCUCGCCUGCUGUGCUGUGCUGUUUCUCGAUCACCGGAUAACCAGACCGGGCCAACGGCCUCCCGUGAUUUAUUCCUCGCCAAAUAAUGUACUGCUAGCCCACCUUACCACUAGCCCCUCCUUUCCUCCCACACCGUCUUACGGCACUAUCAAUCACGCCUUGUCCUCAAGUAGCUUGUCCUUUGUUGUCCUGAGACUAUGACCCGAGUCAAAACUUAACCCUGCACCCUCUCUCCGAGAUGUGUCAUUCGAGUCACCGCCACUCAUCAUUCGCCACCUAAUCCUGCUGGCUCUGAAGCGGACGGCCACGUCAAAUGCAGCGCUCUUUCUUCCUUCAGUAAAUCCUGGGCGACAGAUCUCCUCCAGAGUCCCACGCUAAUUGCGCACCUACGAGUACGAAAGCUAAUCUCCGCGAUCUGGUCGACGGACUGGAAAUGGCCCAACCGGCACUUCUCUUCCUAGCCCCAUAUUGAAUGACCUCCACCUACUAAUAAAACUCUCCCACUCGCAGUCAGAACUCGCCAUUAAGUACUAGAGUUAGGCUAAACUGGCCGUCGAGAUAACGCCAUGGGAAAUCAGCUCAAGUUCCAAGGCUCGCGUCGCCACAAUGCACGUCGACGUACACUAAAAUGCUCGAGUAGGCUCGAUGGACGUAUGCAUAAGUGCUUAUUAUAUUGUAUGGCGAACCGGCCGAGCAUGCGACAUUAUUUAGCGAGAAAAGGCCGAAACGAGGGGUUUGGAUUAUAUGGACAAACUUUUUUGUCCUUUUAACACAUACCGCAGUACGAGC
This is a messenger RNA of Marchantia polymorpha subsp. ruderalis, 4233 nucleotides long. The record is from the annotation of a GenBank genome assembly. NCBI's taxonomy places the organism in Eukaryota, Viridiplantae, Streptophyta, Marchantiopsida, Marchantiales, Marchantiaceae.